Molecule: messenger RNA, 1660 nt
Organism: Carassius carassius (crucian carp)
Lineage: Eukaryota; Metazoa; Chordata; Actinopteri; Cypriniformes; Cyprinidae
Product: adenosine receptor A2b-like
Exons: 3
Coding region: 482-1525 (347 amino acids)
Biological process (GO): G protein-coupled adenosine receptor signaling pathway; adenylate cyclase-activating G protein-coupled receptor signaling pathway; vasodilation
Cellular component (GO): membrane
Molecular function (GO): G protein-coupled adenosine receptor activity
Source: RefSeq, a predicted model, not a curated record
ACAUUAACGCUAUUUUUUAUCUGCUGUCCAAUUGUUAUCGUUUCUUUAAGGAAAGGCGAAUCUAGUUUAACUAGAUUUUUCUUUCUCUAUCGUAGCUGUCAGGGGACAGUCUUAAAUGCGUGUGGUAACUGCUCAUUUCAAAUCAUCUGAGCCGGGUCGCGCGCGGCUGGGCGUGGCUCGAGCGGUGAUGGACAGGCUGUUUCUCAGGCUGUUUUCCGCGAGCUGCUUGAAAAGCCAUGUGUUGCGCUCGAGGUGCGUCAGACUACUGCACUGCCGCUUCUGCAACAUGUACCACAAGACGUCAAACAAGAAAAAACACCUCUGAAAUGAGGAUGGCCGUUUUGGCAAAUCACAAACUUUGGAGAUCCGUGGAUUAUUGCAAAUCGGUUCUUUUACAACUGGACAAGCAGCACAGAGUGACAGACAGACUCAUGACAUCUUAACUACUGUCUGGAGGUGUUUCUCAGUGAAGUGUGCGGCAAUGGAUUCGCUGUACAUCGCUAUUGAGCUGGUGAUCGCCGUGCUGUCCAUCUCCGGUAAUGUGCUGGUGUGCUGGGCUGUGGCCAUCAACUCCACUCUCAAGAACGCCACCAAUUACUUUCUGGUGUCACUAGCCGUGGCAGAUAUUCUGGUUGGCUGUCUUGCCAUCCCUUUUGCCAUCACUAUAAGCGUUGGUCUGCGCUCAGACUUCUAUGGAUGCCUUUUCCUGGCGUGUUUCGUUCUGGUACUGACUCAAAGUUCAAUAUUUAGUCUUCUGGCGGUUGCCAUCGACAGAUAUCUGGCUGUAAAAAUCCCCCUGAGGUAUAAGGAGCUUGUCACAGGGAAAAGGGCAAGAGAGAUCAUUGCCAUUUUAUGGAUCUUAUCCUUCAUCAUUGGACUCAUUCCAUUUGUGUGCUGGAACCGUAAAGACUUGGCCUGUUCCAGAAACAAAACCAACAAAACCAGCAAUAGCAGUGAUGCUGCUCAGAUGGAAACAGGCUUCUCGCAAAGCUGCCGCCUUGAGUGCUUAUUCGAGAACGUGGUGGACAUGAGCUACAUGGUGUACUUCAACUUCUUCGGUUGCGUGCUGCCGCCUCUGCUCAUCAUGCUGGGCAUUUACAUCAAGAUCUUCACAGUGGCACGUAAACAGCUACGUCAGAUCGAGCUCAAAUGCAGCGUGAGCAACGGUGAGAAUCACCACCACGGCCUGCUGCAGCGGGAGAUCCGAGCCGCCAAAUCCCUCUCCAUCAUCGUGGGCCUGUUCGCUCUCUGCUGGCUGCCCGUGCACAUCUUGAACUGCCUCACUCUGUUCUACAGCAAGCUGCAAAAGCCCAGCUUUAUCAUGAACAUCGCCAUCAUCCUCUCGCACACCAACUCCGCUGUCAAUCCCAUCAUCUACGCCUACCGCAUCCAGGAGUUCAGAGUCACUUUUAGGAAGAUUCUGAACCGCCAUUUCUUUUGUCAACGGGACGAGUUGUAUCGCAGCUCCAAUAGAAGCAGCAGUCACACAGACCAGAUUACAAUGACCAUCGACCCUCUACUUUAGAGGUCAUAGUCAAAAUAUAUGAGAGAAAUGUUUACAGACCAAAGAACUGCAAACAGCAUGAUCUUGUAUUAAGAUGAUGUCUAGCAGGGCUCACUAUUCAUGAAGCCAAUGUGGACUGGACACGAUGGAACAUCU